This is a messenger RNA of Taeniopygia guttata (zebra finch), 897 nucleotides long. It is a transcript of the gene NKX2-5, whose product is annotated as NK2 homeobox 5. The record is from RefSeq and is marked inferred. Lineage: Eukaryota; Metazoa; Chordata; Aves; Passeriformes; Estrildidae. Gene Ontology annotation, cellular component: nucleus. Gene Ontology annotation, biological process: cell differentiation; regulation of transcription by RNA polymerase II. Gene Ontology annotation, molecular function: DNA-binding transcription factor activity, RNA polymerase II-specific; RNA polymerase II cis-regulatory region sequence-specific DNA binding.
AUGUUCCCUAGCCCUGUGACAACCACCCCCUUCUCGGUGAAGGAUAUUCUGAACCUGGAGCAGCAGCAGCAGAGCGGCCUGGGCUCCAUGGAGCUGGCGGCUCUGGCCUCCCCGUCCUGCAUGCUGGCCGCCUUCAAGCAGGAGGGGUUCGGCACCGACCCCCCGGCCCUGCCCGACCUGCGGGAGGAGCUGCCCGAGCCGCCCCCCCCAAAAACCGCGGCCGCCUUCCCCGGCUCCUUCUACGUGAAAAGUUACGCGGAGAUGGACUCGGCCAAGGAGGCCAAGACGGACAGGAAAGAGCUGUGUUCCCUGCACAAAAGCCUGGAGCAGGAGAAAAGAGACCUGGACGAUCCCGAGCGCCCCAGACAGAGGAAAAGGAGGAAACCUCGCGUCCUCUUUUCUCAAGCCCAAGUGUACGAACUGGAGAGAAGGUUCAAGCAGCAGAAAUACCUCUCGGCCCCCGAGAGGGACCAUCUAGCGAACGUCCUAAAGCUCACCUCCACCCAGGUGAAAAUUUGGUUCCAGAAUCGAAGGUACAAAUGCAAAAGGCAGAGACAGGACCAGACGCUGGAAAUGGUGGGGAUCCCUCCCCCGCGGCGGAUCGCGGUGCCGGUGCUGGUGCGCGAUGGGAAGCCCUGCCUGGGGGAAUCUUCCCCCUACAGCUCGCCCUACAAUGUCAGCAUUAACCCCUACAGCUACAACGCCUACCCCGCGUACACCAACUACAACAGCAACGCCAACUACAACUGCAACUACCCCUCCAUGCAGCCCAUGCAGCCCUCGGCGCCCGCCAACAACUUCAUGAACUUCGGCGUGGGGGACUUGAAUUCGGUGCAAACGCCCAUCCCGCAGGGCAACGCGGGCAUCUCCACCUUGCACGGCAUCCGAGCCUGGUAG